UUAAAUUCUGUUUUCACCUUGUUUACUCUCUCUGCUCUUAAACUAGCUAUAGCAACCUUUGUCACUUGAUCUCCCCCCUCUCUCUCUCUAGCUACUACCUGUAUGUAUUUAAAUUGUUGCUUGUUCAAUCUCCAUCUUCCCUCUAACAGAUUAUCAGGCACAUACUACAUACAAAUGCAUCACUUAGAUUAUCCAUGCAAACUAUAUAGCUAGAGAAAAACAUAUAGGUUUCUUCUAUCUCAUAUCCUUCUUUCACUCUCUUUGCAAUCUCAUCAUAUCUUUAAGAAUAUCACUAGCUUAUUAUAACUACUACUAGAACAACAGCGAAAUCAUAUACAGGACAGAAUGUGGAUGAUGGGGUGUAAUGAAGGUGGUGGUGGUGGUGGAUACAACACUGCUACUACAACCACCAACUUUGAUUCUUUCAAUGGUCGGAAACUUCGUCCACUUAUCCCUAAACCCUGUAAUACUACUACUAACGGUAAUCUUCUUCCAACAUCAUUGUCUUCAAAUCCUCCUUGCUUGAGUCGUCUACGUGGGAGUGACAUUAUUUUAUUUAACAAUCACCUUGAGCAAAGUAAGAGGGAGAUGAAUACAACAACAACGGUUGUGAGUUCAAGAUGGAAUCCAACACCUGAACAGUUAAGUACACUAGAAGAGUUGUAUAAACGUGGUACAAGAACACCCUCAGCUGAUCAAAUCCAACAUAUUACUGCACAACUUCGACGUUACGGUAAAAUUGAAGGGAAGAACGUUUUUUACUGGUUUCAAAAUCACAAAGCUAGAGAAAGACAAAAGCGUCGUCGCAGAUCAUCUGAUGAACCAGCUAGUGGUAGCAGUACCAUCACUGAUGACAAUAACAACAACAACAACAACAACAAGCAGCAGCACCAUGAAACUGAAUGCUUAUUCGAAACAAAUGAAUCAAGGAUGAGUAAGACAUGUUAUGAAGUUGAACAGACCAAGAACUGGCAUCACCCUACAAACUGCAGUACACUUACACAGGAACCUGUUUCAGUGCAAGGAGCAGCAUUAGUUUCUUCUGCUGCAGUAGAAAGUAGGAAUACAAAUGGAUGGAUUCAAUUGGAAGAUAAAGAAUUACAUCAAAGAAGAAACUCAUCAGGCUCAGCUGAAUUACAAGCCACAUGGCAUUUGCAGCAAAUGUUGCAGCAGCAACAACAACACUUCUCAUCUACUAACUCUAAACACCACCUCAUUGACACUACAACAACACCAUCACUAAUACGAUCAUUAAGUACAGAUCCCAAACUCACAAACACUACUCAUCAUCAUCAUCAACAACAUCAAAACCUCAGCUUUCUUUUUGCAUCUAAUAAAAUAUUAAUGAGGAAUAACCAAGAUCAUCAGCAGAGUUAUUACAACAGCACUAAUGAUAUUCAAGACAAAUCUCAGACUCUUGAACUAUUUCCUUUACGUAAAGAUCAUGUGAAUGACUCUGGAGAUACUGGUGAUUAUGGUGAUGGGAUUAAUGAGAAGGAGAAAGCUCACCAAGACAUGUCAGCCUCAACAAAGAAUAUGAACACCACUCCUCCUUACCAGUUUUUUGAGUUCCUAUGA
Papaver somniferum (opium poppy) is the source of this 1578-nucleotide messenger RNA. Its product is annotated as WUSCHEL-related homeobox 1-like. NCBI's taxonomy places the organism in Eukaryota, Viridiplantae, Streptophyta, Magnoliopsida, Ranunculales, Papaveraceae. Gene Ontology annotation, molecular function: DNA-binding transcription factor activity; DNA binding. The coding region runs from base 346 to 1578 and encodes 410 amino acids. The transcript has 4 exons. The record is from RefSeq and is a predicted model, not a curated record. Gene Ontology annotation, biological process: plant organ development.